This is a messenger RNA of Leopardus geoffroyi (Geoffroy's cat), 4225 nucleotides long. It is a transcript of the gene EIF4B, whose product is annotated as eukaryotic translation initiation factor 4B. Gene Ontology annotation, molecular function: RNA binding. Bases 281 to 2116 code for a protein of 611 amino acids. The record is from RefSeq and is a predicted model, not a curated record. The transcript is spliced from 15 exons. NCBI's taxonomy places the organism in Eukaryota, Metazoa, Chordata, Mammalia, Carnivora, Felidae.
GGAAACCCGCCCCUUCGCGCGCAGUCCUACGUAAAGCGAGAGGGGUUUCGCGACAGCCCAGGCCCCCCCGCUUUGGCCACAUGUCGCGAAGGUCUUCCCGUCGGACGUCGCACCACCUCCUCGCGCUGCUUUACGAACCUAGAGCAGCACCGCCCCGCCUCCUGUCUCCCUCCUCACUUCCCCGCCCCCUCCCAGUUUCGCGUCUCCCAGCCCGACGCUCCCGCUAUAAUCACGUGAUUGCCUCAUCCGGGUCCUUUGCGUUCUCUCUCCCUCUCCCAACAUGGCGGCCUCAGCAAAAAAGAAGAAUAAGAAGGGGAAAACUAUCUCCCUAACAGACUUUCUGGCUGAGGAUGGAGGGACUGGGGGAGGAAGUACUUAUGUCCCCAAACCAGUCAGCUGGGCUGAUGAAACAGACGACCUGGAAGGAGAUGUUUCAACCACUUGGCACAGUAAUGAUGAUGACGUGUAUAGGGCACCUCCAGUUGACCGUUCCAUCCUGCCCACUGCUCCACGGGCUGCUCGGGAACCCAAUAUCGACCGGAGCCGUCUUCCAAAAUCGCCACCCUAUACUGCUUUUCUAGGGAACCUGCCCUAUGAUGUGACAGAAGAUUCCAUUAAGGAAUUCUUUAGAGGAUUAAAUAUCAGUGCAGUGCGUUUACCACGUGAACCCAGCAAUCCAGAGAGGUUGAAAGGUUUUGGUUAUGCUGAGUUUGAGGACCUGGAUUCUUUGCUCAGUGCCCUGAGCCUCAACGAAGAGUCUCUAGGUAACAGGAGAAUUCGAGUGGACGUUGCUGAUCAAGCACAAGAUAAAGACCGGGAUGAUCGUUCUUUUGGCCGAGAUAGAAAUCGGGAUUCUGACAAAACAGAUACAGACUGGAGGGCACGUCCUGCCACAGACAGCUUCGAUGACUACCCGCCUAGGAGAGGCGAUGAUAGCUUUGGAGACAAGUAUCGAGAUCGUUAUGAUUCAGACCGAUACCGUGAUGGGUAUCGGGAUGGAUAUCGGGAUGGCCCACGCCGAGAUAUGGAUCGAUACGGGGGCCGGGAUCGCUAUGAUGACCGAGGCAGCAGAGACUAUGAUAGAGGUUACGAUUCCAGGAUAGGCAGUGGCAGAAGAGCAUUUGGUAGCGGGUACCGUAGGGAUGAUGACUACAGAGGAGGCGGGGACCGCUAUGAAGACAGAUACGACAGACGAGAUGAUCGGUCAUGGAGUUCCAGAGAUGAUUACUCUCGGGAUGAUUAUAGGCGUGAUGAUAGAGGUCCCCCCCAAAGACCCAAACUGAAUCUAAAGCCUCGGAGUACUCCUAAGGAAGAUGAUUCCUCUGCUAGCACCUCCCAGUCCAGUCGAGCAGCCUCUAUCUUUGGAGGGGCGAAGCCCGUUGACACAGCUGCUAGAGAGCGAGAAGUAGAGGAGCGGCUACAGAAGGAGCAGGAGAAACUGCAGCGCCAGCUGGAUGAGCCCAAGCUAGAGCGACGGCCUCGGGAGCGACACCCAAGCUGGCGAAGUGAAGAAACUCAGGAACGGGAACGGUCCAGGACAGGAAGUGAGUCAUCACAGACUGGGACCUCAGCCACAUCUGGCAGAAAUGCACGAAGGAGAGAGAGUGAGAAGUCUCUAGAAAAUGAAACACUCAAUAAGGAGGAAGACUGUCACUCUCCAACUUCUAAGCCUCCCAAACCUGAACAACCUCUAAAGGUAAUGCCAGCCCCUCCACCAAAGGAGAAUGCUUGGGUGAAGCGAAGUUCUAACCCUCCUGCUCGAUCUCAGAGCUCAGACACAGAGCAGCAGUCCCCUACAAGCGGUGGGGGGAAAGUAGUUCCGGCUCAACCAUCUGAGGAAGGACCAGCAAGGAAAGAUGAAAACAAAGUAGAUGGGGUGAGUGUCCCAAAAGGCCAAAGUGGGAACUCCAGCCGUGGUCCAGGAGACGGAGGGAACAAAGACCACUGGAAGGAGUCAGAUAGGAAAGAUGGCAAAAAGGAUCAAGACUCCCGAUCUGCACCUGAGCCAAAGAAACCUGAAGAAAAUCCAGCUUCCAAGUUCAGUUCUGCAAGCAAGUAUGCUGCUCUCUCCGUUGAUGGCGAAGAUGAGAACGAGGGAGAAGAUUACACCGAAUAGACCUCUGCAUCCUGUGCUUUCUCCUAGUCUCUCCACCCUGGAACAUUCGAGAGCAAAUCAAACCUCUAUCCAGACAAUAAAACUCACCAUCUCCUGGAGACCUUUCUUAACUUUUUUUUAAAAAAACAAAAAACAAAAAAACAAAAUGAAAUUCUUUUGCAUGCUGCUGCAGCCUUUAAAGUAUUGAACUAACUGGAGAAUCGCCAAUGUAGCCAGAGAGAAAGAGACGUACAGCUUUUAAUGGAAAAGUUGUGCAUUUUUACGACACAUGCAGUUGCCUGUGUGAUUAGUGCCUGGGGGCCUCCAUUUAGCAAAAUGGCAGUGACAGUGAUGCAGUGUCUGGAUCUGGUUGGGCAGUAGGACAGGUUUAAGGAAGAGUGAGAGUUCUAUCUUUUCAUUCUUAAUAUCCUAUUGUGGCACAUAUGAAUUCUCAAACAUUACCUGAAUAAAUUUUCCAUCCUUGGAAAGGUAGGCUUAGUCUCUCAAGUUGUUUUUUAGUCUCCAGGAGGCUGCCAGCCCCUCUUAAUUCUGAGUUACUGGGGCCAGCCUAGGGGGAAUUCCUUCAUUUUUACCCCCCAGGGGGGUAGUGGAGAGUGAGUCUAUAGGCCACAAAAGAAUAAGGACUGCUCAGUGACCAAAAUAAGUGGGAAAAGUUGUGGUUUGAAAAGAAGCUGCGGGGAGGUGAUGGAUUAUUUUGCACCAGUAAUAAGGGGAAAUGGUAUGACCUCCAGUAAACACCAAGUGGUUACUUCCUGGAGCAGGAAGCACUUAUGGGUCAUGGGAAUUCCCAAGUCUUGUAUGUCCUGGUUUUGCCCUUCCUUAAACGCCAUCCUUCCUGAAAGUUCACAUCCAUCUACAUUCUGCUGAAAUCUUGAAGCUUUAAAAAUAUAGACUCUUGUCCUGGGCUUCUGAUCUUAAUGCUACUUUUUGCUGUCACCUCCCAGAAAGCAGCUUCUAUUUAAAUCACAUACCUGAUCUAGGCAUUCUAGACCCGCCCCAGGGAGCAGAAGCUAAUGAGGAAUCACUGCUUUUCUCAAGCAAAUCUUGGCUCCUUCAUGUCUUUUGACUCUCACUCCUUCCCUCCUCCAUUCCUGCUCCUACUUCUUUGACUCCUUUUACACCUCAGAAGAUUAUAGAAUUAAUGGUCUUAGGUGGUGGUGAGUGAGGGUGGAUAAAUAGGGUCAAAUUGUGAGCCGUUCUUACAACCUUGAUUGGGGCUUUUUUUGUUUUUACAAGUUUCCUUCUCUCCAUUGAAAUCCCACACCAAUGUUUGGAUUGAUAAUGUGGCCUCAACCAAUGUGUGGUUUUUUGGUGGAUUUGUGUUUCUUUGUUGUUUUGUUUUUGUUUUUUUAGCUUCCCUUGAGAGAAUAAAUGAUAAUGGAGAGAACUGUGUGACAAGGUCCUGGUUUCUCUUGCAACACAAUAGCUUAACUUGCCUGCUUUUAUGUGCACCUUUGUACCGUCAGCCCGGUAGACUGCAUCCUUCGGGGUGAUCUCAGUCUCUCGUUCACAAGCCCUUCACCCAUCGGUCCUAGAUUAGACCCUGUCUGGCCACGCAGACCUGUUGGUUUAGGAGUGCUGCAGCAGUGGGCAUAAUGAAUGAAUCGUUUAGCCAGUGGACAUAAAGAGGCUUACCAAGUGAAGUAACUAAAUAAUUGGCUUGGAUUGGCCAGUAGCCGGGAAGUGGCUUUUAGAGAUACCCAAGGCUGAAAGGGGUUUGUUUUUUGGGUUUGUUUGGUUGGGGUUUUUUUGUUUUUUGUUUUUUGUUUUUUUUUUUUUUUUUUUGGUUGAAAAAAACAAACCAUUUGCUGUAGAUGAUGAAAAGGUAGGGUUUGCCCUCUACAGGUCUACUUCCAAAUAGUUGUCUCCAAAACUUUUUUUUUUUUUUCCCAUUCCCCUCUCCUGCCCCCGUUAUAACAGAAACGGGUUAUGUCCCGCUCCUUAAUACGUGUAAAAUUUGUACAAAAUAUCUUCUAUGAAAAUGAUUUGUAAUCUGUAGACUUAAUACCUGGGAGAUGUCUUGAGAUGUAAAAUCCCAUCCUUUGGGUUGUGGGGUUUUUUUUUUGUUGUUGUUUGUUUUCUCCAAAUAAAUCUGAUCUUUAAAGUUCA